Messenger RNA from Candidozyma duobushaemuli, 660 nucleotides. RefSeq names its product Yaf9p (gene YAF9). Bases 1 to 660 code for a protein of 219 amino acids. NCBI's taxonomy places the organism in Eukaryota, Fungi, Ascomycota, Pichiomycetes, Serinales, Metschnikowiaceae. Gene Ontology annotation, biological process: regulation of DNA-templated transcription. The record is from RefSeq and is a predicted model, not a curated record. The transcript has a single exon.
AUGUCAAAAAGAAUAAAGAACGUCUCCAUAUCGGUACCAAUUCUUUAUGGUAAUACUGCAAAGCAUCUUGCCGAUGAAAAGCGCACAGAGAAGACUCCUCCUGAUCACACUCACGAAUGGACAGUAUUUUUCAAACCUGUUCUCGAUAAUGUCGACCUUACACCUCUCAUAAAGAAGGUCACGUUCAAAUUACACGAAACUUAUGAAAACCCUGUUCGCUCUGUUGAGAGACCUCCUUACCAAGUAACUGAAACCGGAUGGGGUGAGUUCGAAAUUAUCAUCAAGGUACACUUCCAUCCUGGAGCAGAACUCGGCAUCAACGAGAAGAACUUCCAAAUAUUUCAUGGCUUAAAGCUCCACCCAUACAAUCCCAAGGCACCCAAAAGAGAAAAUGGCGAAGUGUACUCGGUUCUUUUUGACGAGCUAGUGUUCAACGAGCCUACAGAAGCCACAUUCGAGAUUCUUACUGGUAAACCACUGAACUUGCUUCCCUAUAAAUAUUCAGACCCACAGAAACGAGACCAAGAGUACUUACGGACAGACGAGAUUGACGAACUAGCAAGACUAGACGUGUACAUCUCGAAGGUCAAGGACGAGAUUGAGAAACAGCGCCAUGAGUAUAAAGAGCUAGAGCAGCAGAGAGCCGCUUUACUACAGUGA